CGUUAGUUGAGUGCUAAUUCGCUGCUGAUGAAGUUUAAAUUGCGCUGCGGGUGAUUUUUCCAAGUUAACGGCUCUGCAUUGGCAUUUUAUUCACACCCACUAAAUAAAAAAAAGCGUUUUUCCAAUAGUGUUUCAUGUUCAAAAGUUUAAUAGAAAUCGAAUUAUAUAUAAAAUAACAUAUAAUAAAAAAGGCUUCCUUAAAGAAAAAAAUUCUAGAAAUGCUUUGUGUUUUGUUUUGUAUUUUUGUGUGAUUAUCGAGGUAAGAAUAGUGGCUGGAAAAGUGUGCAAAUGCACACAAAUCAAUUAGCACACAGAGUGCAAAACGAAAUACGUAAAAAUAAAUAAGUAUUUAAGUACAUAUGUGCGUGCGUGUGUUGUGUUAAAUAAGAAGCACAAAGCAAGUGAUGCAGAUCUGUGCGAAUAUCUGUGAAGCAAAAAAUAUAAGCAAAUUUUAAAACAAAAAUCUUGUUUGGAGAUGUGCUUCUUCUUCUCUAUGUGGCGGUCGCUGCAGCUGUGAAGCGUAAAUUUUUGUGUUGUACUUAGUGAAGUGAAAGAACCUACACUGUUGCUGAAUGGAAUUUUCAAUUACUUGCUACCGCAUCACCGAAUAGCAGAUAAACAACCAAUAAGGGUAAACAUCAAAUUAAAGUGGAAAGUGAAAUUUGUUUAUUGAAAGGUAAAAAACAAUAAACUAAGAAAAUUUUAUGCCAAAAUCAUAAACGACCAGUCAUAAAAAAAAAUUAUAGAGUAUACAAAUGCUACAGUAACGACAACGGUAAAAUCAACACUGGUAACAACUGUAACAGCUGUCAAAACGUUUGCAACGCUGAACCUGUGAAAAAACAGCACCAACAACAACAAUCAAGCGCUAUUUGAGCGCGCAAUUCGAAUGGCCGCUGCAACGCCAUAAAACAAGCAAAGCAACAACAUAAAAGGUUAACUAAUAACUAAUUACAACAAAAAAUAAAAAGUGCAACAAAUUAAAGGUAAUGUUACUCUACAGCUGCAACUCGCCACGGUUCCAACUUUGUUUCGUUCGUCUAUAAACUCUUUUGCCAACUUUGGGCUAACAAUUUUUUCCUGGUCUUUGCUACCGCCAAAGGCGCAAUCAACUAGGAGCUCAAGCAAUUGCCAGUGAGGGCAACACUUUGUAAAAAUAAGGGUGUUGAACGUUGCCGUUCAACAACACAACACAACGCAACUCAUAACAAAUAACAAACAACAGCAAGCAGCAACUGCGGAUAGCAAAUAACACACUACGCCUGCCUGCCUGCCUCGUUGAGAGCGCGCCAACGCGCAAGUAAUAACAACAAUGACAACAACAAUACAAGCUGACAUCAAUACAAACACCACAACCGCCAACGAAGUUGCUGGUCACGUUGCAACCGCCAGCGGCACUGGCACCGACACCGGCAACAUUGCUGGUGCUGAUGUUGACAAUGGCCUGGGCUCACCGCUGACACCGUCCCAUAGAAACUCGAAUAGUCACACAAACAACACCAAUCAUUUCUACAGCAAUUCAUCGAAUUCAAAUUCAAAUAUUGGCAAUAAUGGCAGCACUACAGCAACAAAUAACAAUCAGCGUGCUAUGAAUGAAUCGAACAAACGCAAAAAGCUUAAAUCACGCACGGCAACUGUACCGAGUGGCGGUCAGGCUCACGGCCAUGGUGAUGGUUAUAUGAAGGACCACUUGGACGCUUGGCUGGAGACAUGCCUCAAGGAUGCCUCCAAUACGCAGCUAUCUUCCUCCUCUGAAUUUUUAGAUUAUAAUCCAACACCAACGGGAACUAGCGGUGGUGGCGGUGUUGGUGUUGCGGAUCGCGGUAAUGUGGCGAAUCCACAAAAAUUCAUACAACAACAAAUGCAGCAGCGACAUCAGCACCAACAUAGCCAGCAACAGCAACACCAACAACAGAAUCAGGCAUAUUUAUCCAAUAACAGUUUGAACAACGCAAACCAACAGUCGCAGUUUUCUUAUGCACAACAACAACACUCCUCGCAGCAGCAGCAACACCAACAUUCCCGUCAACAACAAUUCGGGUUGCCGGCUGGCCCAAUGCCGUUUUCAAGCGGCUACACAGGCGCUGGCAGUGGACCCUUCAGCCAAGGCUUUCAACGAAAUGUGCCAAAUUACGUGAAACACUCCCAAUACAGCAACCGGUAUGCCAUGAUGUUCCCGCAUAGUGGCAUGGGACCUGCACCCGGCGGUUACUAUCAACAAAGCGAUGGACAAGAUUUUGCCAGUCUACCGCCCAUUGUGAAUAUGAUGGGUGGUUCGUCGGAGAUGGAGAAUAACUCAACAGAUGUGCUCGAUGGUAGCGGCAGUAAUCCCAACAUUAGUCGCGGUUUCCGCUUCAGCGACCCUUGUUUGUUAAAUCCAUCCGAUAAUGAUUCCAAAGUGAGUGGCCAAAAUACGCCCGAUCGGCGCAAUCAGAUGCCCAGCGACUUAGAGAAUAAUAAAUUCUUCGCCGCAUUGAUGGAACAAAUCAAUUUAUUACAUGAAACGAAUACGAAAAUUUGUCGAAAUCUACACGAAACAAAGGUUGAUAUUGAAGCUUUAAAGCACGCACCCAAUUGGGGUUUGAGACACCGUAGAGAUAGCUUGAGUGGAUUAAGUACACACAGUCAGCCCAUGGUAUUUGGCGGUGGAUUUGGUGGUAUGCAAAGUCCAGCGCCAACGUAUCAUUCAGGCGCCUACACGCCCGGCAUGAUGACUGAUGUGGUGCGCGAAGUGAAGGAAGCAGCACGCGUGCGCGAAGAUGCGCUACUAAAUCGGGUAAAAGCGAUGGUCGAGGAACGCCAGUGGUCAUUUAAUGAGAGCAACUUACGCAUGAUGCGCGACAUUGAAGAUCUGAAGUCUCAAGUUCAUCAUUUGCGCGCCGAUCGCAAGGAGUCCAACAAACGUAUCACACAUCUUGAGGCGGAGAACAAAUAUAUGCGCCAAAUGCUGACGAGCCUCUUCAAUCAGCGCAACACGCCCGAUGUGAUUUAUGAGAAUGAAACACUGCGCACACAACGCAAAUCCUUCCCCACAGCCUCAACACGACGCUCACAAUCGAUGAAUCUUCACUACGGCACCAUACACCAUCAACCGCCAACCGCAGCGCUGACAGUGGAUGAGCAGGGUGAGCGCUUGCAUAUCGUCGAAACGCCCGGAACUUGUGCCGCAGAUUUGGUGACCGUAAGUGAUAGGCGUGCAGCAGCAGAAUUGCGCAGCUCAUUCUCCAGUUCGGAUGGUGGCGGUAGCAUAGGAGCGGGUAGUGGUGUUGGUGGUGGUGGUGGUGGUGUUAGCGUUGGUGUACGCAACAAUGGUGCCAGUGGAAUAGGCAUUUGUACAGUAACACCAUUGCCCAAUGGUAAUGCCGCCGCAGCGUCUAAUCAGCAACAAAUCAUGUCACCGCCUAAUUUCGCAUUGAUAUCAACGCCAACCGAGAAGGAGGAGGAGGAGGUGAAACAACGAAAAAAGAAGGGCAGAAGAGUGCCAAAUGUUGUUGGUGAUUCGAAGCGAAAUGGUGAAACUACUACAGGCGAUGUUGUACACUCUGUUGAUGCAGUUGAUGGUGAUAAAGAUGUUCACGGUCAGAGCAAAUUGUCGGCGCAGGAGCUGCAGCAGGAACUACAGGAUGCGGUAGCAGCUCGUAAGGAGGCCGAUAUUCGUGUUAUUGCGCUUGAGAAUAUGGUAAGAACACAGCGCUUGAACUCCACUCAAGCCAAUUCCGCUACGACCAACAAUACAAGUACAUCCAUCCAUCCAUCUGGGUCGGUUGCAUAUAGCCUAACUAACGGUACUGCUACUGCUACUGGUACUGGUGCUGGUGCAAGUGUUGGUGAAGGUUUUGGUAUUCUAAAUCGUUUUGUUGGCGGCGCAUAUAAUAUUAACCCUUGCACCACCACCACUCUUAACUCUCCACCAUCAUCAUCGACGUUGAUUAUACAGCCUCAGCAGAAACAACAUAAGUCCCAUACGAUCGUCUCGGUCAACAGCGUUGGUAGUGUAGCACAGACGCCAACCAAACUAAGCGUUGCUGGACCCAUAACCGAUUUAUAGUUCUAGCUAAUGGCUACACAGCGCCGAGUUCGUGUCACGCAUUUUUGACUUCAGCGCCACAAGACAAGGCACGCGUCCCGUCAUUUUAGCAGCGCCAAGAGAGGAGUGGACCAGUUUGCAGAAAUUAGAAGCGCGCACGAUGAAAGCAUUUACGUGAAUAAAUACAUAUACAUAUGCAUGUACAGCUACAUACAUAUGUAUAUAUGGAAUUUGGCAGAAUACGAUACUCGAAAUGUGCUCGAAACAAUGAAGUGUUGACUUCGAUAACGAACGUCCUUUACGAUCCGAACCGCUACGAUAUUUGCUUUUAUUAUUUAAAAUUUUAUACGAUAAUUAUAUUUGUAAUUGUUAUUAACACUUGUUAACGCAUUCGUAUUUGCAUUUUGUAUGUGUUAGUGAAUAUUUACAUACAUGUAUACAUACAUAUAAUCCCAUUCAAACGUACAUACAUACAUACAUAUGUGCAGAUGUAGCUCGUAUAAUAGCAGCUUCGUUUUCAUAUUUGAAAAUCGUCCCUAAUGUUUAACUCUCUACAAGUAAUUUGUCCGUAGUUUGUUACUAAAAAUUAACGAUUAAAUAAUUCGUAUCAUCGAGGGUCACUCUAUACAUGGAUACAGUAUUGUGCAUGAACUAAGCAACUUAUUUCCAGCAACUAAGCAACUGUAAUCCAAUUAUUUGGAUUGUUUUUCAGUUCACAAUAUUCAACUAGUGUUGGACGCUUACUGGAAGUGGAUAAUUGAGUAAAUGAUUGUGAAGAAUCUAGAAAUUAAAUUAACUACUAAUCGGUCAUCAAAUUGGCUGCCCAAAACGGAAGCCACUUGAUUAUUUGAAUUUAAUUUAUUUAAAUUAUUUGAACUCUAUAAUUUUGGCCACAAAUCUUGAUGAAUUGCAAUUUUUGCUACUAAGUCAGUCUAAACCAUUGUUCUUCUUCUUCUUCUUGAUUGAUUGACGUGAUAACCGCUUAAGCGAUUUUGGCCGAGUUUAACAAAGCGCGCCAGUCGUUUCUUUUUCAUGCUAAUCGGCGCCAGUUGGAAACACAACAGAAGAGACCUUCCCCUUCCUCUACUACUACCAGCUGGUACCGCAUCGAAUACUUUCAGAGCCGGAGUGUUUGUUUCCAUUCGAACGACAUGACCCAGCUAACGUAGCCGCUGGAUCUAUAUUCUAUGCGCUAUGUCUAUACCGUCGUAAAACUCAUACUGCUCAUUUUUUCAUCGCCUGCAAAGGUCCACAAUUUUUUUUCUCUCAAACACUCCAAGCGGCGUUUCAUUGGAUGUAGUCAUCGUCCACCUGCGCCAUACGUUGGGACGGUCAUGAUGACAGCCUUAUAAAAUGUUAGUUUUGAUCGUCGGGAGAGUACUUUACUAUUCAUUUGCCUACUGGGUCCAAAGUAGCACUUGAUGGCAAGAGAGAUUAAGUUUCAAGGGCCGGUGUUGAUUUUGAAUAAAAUAAAAUUUUUUUAGGAAAUUAUUGUCAUUUCUCUCUAUUAUGAUAAUAUUGGUAUGGCUCAAUUAAGUAUGGAACAAAAUAUCGGCCAAAUGACCACCGCGGCAAUGGAGGCGUGCCAUCCGAUGGUCCAAAUUUUCGAUGACACUGAGGCAUAAUUGAGAUUCUAUGCCGUUAAUGUGCCGAAUUAUCUCAUCCUUUAGCUCUUGAAUUGUUGCUGGCUUAUCGACAUACACCUUUUCUUUCAAAUAACCUCAAAGAAAGAAGUCCAACGGUGUCAAAUCACAUGAUCUUGGCGGCCAACUGACAUCGCCGCGACGUGAAAUUAUUCGGCCAUCAAAUUUUUCGCGCAAAAGAGCCAUUGUUUCGUUAGUUGUGUGGCAAGUGACACCGUCCUGUUGAAACCACAUGUCGUCCCCAUCCAUAUCUUCCAAUUCGGGCCAUAAAAAGUUCUUUAUCAUCUCACGAUAGCGAACACUAUUCACAGUAACUGACUGACCGGCCUUAUUUUGGAAAAAAUACGGCCCAAUGAUGCCGCUGGCCCAUUAACCGCACCAAACAUUCACUCUUUGUGGGUGCAUUGGUUUUUCGGCAAUCACUCUUGGAUUAUCAUUCGCCCAAAAUGCGGCAAUUCUGCUUAUUGACGAAUCCACUGAGGUGAACAUGUGCCUUGUGUUCUUGAGUCAAUUGCACCUUGUAUGCGUGUAAAUGCAAGUCUUUAUGCAUAAUGUUCAUCAACGACUGGCGUGAGAGGUGCAAUUGGUGGGCACGACGACGAGUUGAGGUGGACGGCUCUUCAGCCACACUAUCGCGAAUAGCAGCAAAAUUUUCUGCAGUACGAGCUGUACGAGCAUGCACUUGUGUUUUCACAUCUCCUACAGACGCGGUUUUCUCAAACUUUUGCACAAUUAUUCCGACUGUACGCACAUUUGGACAAUUAAAAUGACCGAAAAAAUCACGAAUAUGCAUUUUGAUUUGAACGCCCGUUUUCAUAAUAAGCCUGAAUAACUUUAACGCGCUGCUUGACUGUGUAUCUUUCCAUGGUUCAAAUUGAAUUAGUCUGAAAUUGAAAAAUGUCAAAUGAAAUGCAGAAAAAAACUUGACGUUUAGGUGUGGUUCAAAUUCAACAUCGGCCCUUGAAAUUUAACCACCAUUUACGUUGACUGACACUGUUAGCGGUGUUAAUGCUGGUUCCUAAAUAAAAAUUAAGUCUGAGCGGAAUGCAAAUGUACCGAACAAAAAUAAAUUCGACAAGGUUAAAAAAAUUUAAUUUAAAAAAAUUCAAAUUUUAUUGCAAAUUUGCAAAAGAAACAAAUUUUUUUUAGAAAUUCUUGAAUAUCCAAAUGUUGCUAUUCCGCGAAUUUCAUUGUUUCCCGCUUCAUCGACUUCAAAGUAAAUUUGACGAAUUAGCUGUCAAAGUCUGAAUUUGACAGUUCAUACGAUGUUUCUUACUUGAUAUCGUAUACAAAUUGCCAUGAACGAUCUACGCAAGCGAUAUAUCUUUUGAGAUGAAUCGUAUUAUAGCGCCCAUAGCAGGUAUAGAUGCCCAUUAAUAAAUGGGAGGGACCGACCAUAUAUCCUUAGAAAAUUUUCUAUUAUCCUAUUACUAGAAAUUCCUUCGUAUUCUGAGAUAUCGCUGAGAAACACACUUUUCAGCUAUUUCCUUUUUUUAACUUUUACUGAGCGCCGUGGACGAAUGGCUUGAUGCGUCACUACCAUUCGGAAGUGCACAGGUUCGAACCUCUGGUCAUGAAGCAUCAAAUGAUAGAACAAUUUUUUCUAAUAGCGGUCGCUCCGCGGCAAGCAAUGGCAAACCUCUGAAGGUAUUUCUGCCAUGAAAAAGCUCCUCAUAAAAAACCAGCGGGAGCAGCGUAAAACUGUAGGUGCCUCCAUUUGUUGAAAAACAUCAAAAGGCACAGCACAAAUAGGAAGCAGAGCUCUGCCAAACAGCUAAUAAAAAAUUUAAGCCCAAAUUGUAUAUAAAAAGAAAUAGAUGUGAAGAUUUUGCGAAACAAAAGUGGCGGUUAUAUGGAGCCGUAAAAUUAAUCAUCCAAAUUUGUUUUUGAUAAAAAACAAACAAAAAAAAUUAGCGAUGAAAAUCUUUACUUUGAACUUCACACACUCCAUUGCUUGUUUGUUUGGAUACUUCAGCUGUUUAGCUCAAAAGUGUCAAAUAUUAUUGACGUAUGACGUCAUUUGCAAAAAUUAUAAAUCUUCCGAUAGGGUUCAAGAAAUAUGCUUACAAACAAAGUUCUUUAGAUGCUGGACAGACAUUUUUCCAGUACUCACAUUUUAGCAAUUGCAAAACAAACAAAAAAAAUUCUGAAUUUUAUUCACAAGUUUGAAAUAUUUUUAAUCAAAUCCCGCGUCUGUCUCAAUCUAAUUAUCCCAAAUAAUAUGUUGCGUAGUUAUUGUAAUUUAGAUAUAUUUACUUUCGAAAAAGUUACCAUCUAUAACUCAGCUGAAAAACCUGCUUAUGUCUUUCACAAUACUGUAUGUGCGCAUUUUAACAAAAAACGCAAUUUAUUGUUCUUUAGCAAAUGUAGCGCAAAGUGUAAUGCCCUUUUGUGUAGCCGCUAAAAAAGUUUCUCUAAAAGUAAUCUACUUCGAAAUUCAUUAAUAUUUCAAAAAAUGUUUAAAAAUUUUUUAGAUCUUUGCUCUUUACAAAAAUUCUUUAAAAAUUUUAAUAACUUUAUUAAUCCCAAAUAACUUCAAACAACCAUUAAAAUCAGAGAAAAUAAUGGAAAAAACCUGUCUCAUAUCCCUGAUAGUUUGAAACUAAAGUUGAUGGAAUGCAUCUUAUACAAUAUCAGAAAAUACCACAUAUACAUACAUAUAUACAUACACAUAUACAAAUAGCGAUGUAAGUAAAAGAGAGUAAUAUAAAAUAUUUAAUAUAUUUUAAGUGCCAUUAAAUUUAAAUGAUAAUAAAUAUUUUAUUUUCGAGUUAA
This is a messenger RNA of Anastrepha ludens (Mexican fruit fly), 8445 nucleotides long. RefSeq lists its product as uncharacterized. Lineage: Eukaryota; Metazoa; Arthropoda; Insecta; Diptera; Tephritidae. The record is from RefSeq and is a predicted model, not a curated record. The transcript has 10 exons. The coding region runs from base 1313 to 4048 and encodes 911 amino acids.